AUGUUGAGCACCCUUUUCUUCGAUGGUGCUGACGCUACCAGUGCACUUCACGUACGCACAACUCUUGAAGAUCGCUUGGGUGAUGCACCUGCACGUACCGCAGCUGACAAUGUUGUUUCAUAUCAGGCGAUGGAUUUCCCCAGUAGCGGGUCGAUUCCGGUUCCAUCACUGCGCGCCACACUUUUGUGGUGGUUGGAUCGUGAUGAGCCGCUGGUUCACAUAUUGCUAACGGGAAGCACAGUCGGAGAUAUGAGUUAUUCUUCCCGUAAACUGUCAGUGGAGCUGGUAUCACCGCGGCACACUAUUAUUGCCUGUGGUGUUACACACGUGCGAGAUCAGGCGGUGUUUGCCGUGUCGUGGGUAACUUCUCUUCUCGAAGCAGGGGCUUUGCAAAUUCAGCUGCAAAGGAGUAGUGAUCAUCACAGCCAAUUGCUUAUUGUUCCGGAUGAACAAGCAGUACUAACAUCGCGCUUCUCGGGUGUGGCGGCGGCGUUUGAGUAUGAUGCGUCAGUGGUUCAGGCGAAGUCAAAUGGCAAUGGAGGUAACGUCGAUGACGAAGAGGGAAACGGGUCAGAACCCACAUUGUGUGCCUCGGUUAUUGCGAGCCUGCCGCAGGCCGCCGCCGCCGAUGGGCUGCUUUCUGUCAUUCUGUUAAGUAACGGCUGCAGGUUGUGGCGUGUGGAAAUAGCCAGUGAUGGUACCUUUGUUGAGCAUGAGUUCAAAGAUGCAAGUGGAACUAGUGAUAGCGAUGGGGAGUUUUUAGGCGGCAGUUUACUUCCGUCAUGGCUCCUCACGUGGUCGCAAGAUCAUAGGGAAAAGAGCCACCGGCGGUACAUCGCCGUGAGUUCCGUGCAGCUGACCCACUACUUUGCCAUUCUUCGCUCUAAUGGCUCAAUAGGAUUGUACGAUGACUCCCUGUCCACCAUUUCAUCAGCGUCAGAGUGUGCCCUAACAAAGGAUGAGAUGGUUUUUAGUCACGCACUUCAGUGGUCCGCGCUUAUCGGUAAUGACGUGCAUGUUGUCACCAGUUUUGGUAGGAAGGAAAUUCGGCAGUGCUUGUGGGCUCGGAUACCCAUCGCAUCAACAAGCGGUGAUGAUCCCAAAACAGUCAAAAUGACGAUCCUCCCACCUUCGUCCACGAGCACCCUUUUGGGGUGUGUUGCCAUAAACCCAACACGUCUUUCCCUUUUGUGGGGUAUUGGGGCAGAGGAGGAUGCAUGUAUUCGUUGUUCGCUUUCUGUUGGUUCACUCAUGCAUGCCAAUGAGCAGGGCUUGUCAGGCAUAUUGCAAAUCAUUGAUGCAGAGGAGGAGUUGGAUGCAGAUGGCGGUUCCAUCAGUGGUUCUUGUGCUUAUUCUUCACUCAGGGAGGCCCAGACUUUCUUCUGUCAUUCUAAACCGCUGCAUGCGCUUACGGCUGUGGGAGAAGAAAUGGUACUGGUAGAAAAGGUUGAUGAGAGCGUACGAGCUCAUGUACUCACCAGUGAUAUGAGUCCGCUCGAGGAGAUGCUGGAAUCUGCCUUUGCCGUUACGAGGCCGGUUGCGGCGACGACGCACUGCACACUACCACUUGCAUCCCUUCAUCUGAUUCCUACGGUGGUUAGAGAAAGCGGAUGUGCGACGGCGGGAAAGCUUGAAGCAUUUUAUGAGGGCAUAGAACUGGCUGCCUCAUGUGCAGAGGCCGCGGAUCACCUUUCGGCCCUUUUGAUCAAUGCAGUGCAUUGUGUUCCAGUCGCAUCCACCCUGGGUGGCUUUCAAUUACUGCGCAGUGCCGCACAUUUACAGGGGUAUACGCCCUCCGGAUUUGUAAACGAGGACGCUAUCAAGGCCGCCAUCGAACACGCAACUAUGUUUUUUGACGUUUCCACAAGGAAGGCAUCGUUCUGUAGCUACUCGAGACACUUUAUUCAACAUACCAUCGCACGGGAUCUCUUGUUGCGCGUUGCUUACCUUACAUGCUCUUUUAUUGGUUGGAUGGGGUCGGACCCUGAUUACCGAACGAGUCCUGAGAUUGCCCGCGUCCGCGCUACUCUUGAACUUUUGUCCGCUGCGUACCAUUCCGUAAGCGUCACAGGCCCUUCAACAGCAACCAUCGUACCUGAAGUGCGUAAAACGGUCGUUGACGAUGCCAUUAGGUUGUUUUUACAAUUUACGGUGGGCGAGGAAGCGGAGGGAAACGAUGUGCUUUUUGCCGUCCGGGUGGCAAACAGGCUAAGGGCCUGCAAUGAAGCUCGCGGUCCAAAAGCUUGUGCAACUUGGUGCAAUCUACUUAGUCGUCGUUAUCCGUGCUUGCAACACUUCCGAAUUAUUCGCUGCAUCGAGGUAGGCCGGACGUCAUGUCCCUCACAACUAGCUGCUAUGUGCCUGGCGACCACCUUUCACUUGGUGAACUGUCCUGUGCCAGUUGCCAAAGCGUUGUUGCUCGACUGUGGGUUGGCCAUAUACAACGACAGCACAUUUCAAACUGCCUUCAACGGUAUAGACGUCAGAGAGUGGUGGGCGCUGCUAGACGAUAGCGGUGACUCCAACGAUGGAAAAAUAAGUGCCGUCAUCGCCUCUGUGUACCGUGUGGCGCUCCUUCGCUGCAUUGUGCACCCCGGUACUUCACACCAUGCGAGCGCUAGUGCAUCGCUAGUUCGUGAGCUGUUUCUUGCGGAACUGAUUCAACUCGGACAGCACCUUCAAGAGUCACGUCUUGACUGUCCUGGGAUCCUUCGGGCACUCACAGAACUCCGCGUAGAUACGCACAUGUUUCUCGCGAGAGCGGCUCUCGACGAUCCCAACUUUGGGGAUGCGUUCCGGUCGAUUGCAGAUGUGCAGCAGAUCGCGGUGGGUCCUGAUAUAAAGACUGUGUGCAUGGAGAAGAUUGGGCUUUUGAUUGGUGAGGUAGUCGAGAUUGCGUCUUCAUCCGAUGAACUUACCGACUGCCUUGUCGACGUCACGCACUGUAGUGCUGAACUAGACACUCUUCUCACGUCCAAGUGGUACUCGUUUAUUGCACGACUAGCUGUCAGAAGCGGUUCAACAGAGGCAGAACAACUGCGAUGGCGCGCAGCAAUUGGCCUGUACCGUUACCUUUGCAAGCGUCACGCAUACGGGCAAGCCGGCCGGAUGAUGACAGACCUUACCACAGCCAUACGUUGCUCAUCGCUUCGUGCGAACGUUGUUGAAACAGUGGUGGAACUCACUUCACUGGCUGUGACCGCGGUGGAACUCAUCUCUCCAAUAGCUCCACUUCAGGUACAAGACAGCGAACCCUUGGAUGGUGCUCAGGAAUCUUCCACAUUUAGUGCGUGCAGUGGUACAGGGUGCUUUUUUACACCAGAGUACGCAGCUGUGAGGGAGCCGUUGGGUCGUGAGCACCUUCCAUGGGUGCGGCGUCGCCAUUAUCAGGCAUAUUGUGAACAGCAACUCCUGAAGGCGAAUCGACGUGUGGACUGCACGGAUUUGUGGGUAGAAAAUCCGCCACCAGCGGCGUACGCCGCUGCAUUGAGACGCUUCGUGGAGGCACUCAUGGAGGCGCGGCUAUGGACUGAGGCUUUGCGGUUUGCAGCUAUGGCAGGGGCUGAUGUUGGUUUGGUGCUUCAAAAUCACGCGCUGGACCUUAUGAAACAUACAAAUUACACCUGCGACGAGGAGGCUCUUGAGGAGUGGGUUAUGUUAGUGGCAAGUUGUGAAGAAUUUUCCACACUUUCUAACAAGUAUUCACCAUUGCGUUCAACUGUUGUCACAGCACUUCUAUGUGACUGCGAAAAGGUGUGCCCUGCGCUCCUAGAUUCUCUCCUAAAGGCCGACCGCUAUGAAGCGCUACAAGCGCUUCUUGAGGUAUUUGAAACGCUGCUUCGCAGAAAUUCCUUCUCCGAAGGAGACGAUAUGACCGACGGAGAGGACCGUAACCACGACUCCUUGACAUCUGCCGCAUGCAAUGAGGAGGAAGGUGAUGAUAAAAGUGACGGUGCGUACAAACCAUGGAUGUUGCUGCUGAAGGCCCUUCAAAUCGGUACCGCCGUUCUCAUGGACUCGCUCUCGAAUGAAGAAAAGUUUGAGCUAAACGAAGCACCGAUGACGGCUGGUGUCUUUGAUCCUAUGGUGCGGAGGGCGAGUGAACUACUGAACUCACCGUUGUUGCUUCAACACCCUUCUCUUGUGAAAGCGGAGGGUACAGCAACGAACUUUUUGAAAUUUGUUGGGUUGGUGAAGCAGAAGAAGUUAGCAGGGCUAUAG
Molecule: messenger RNA, 4221 nt
Organism: Trypanosoma brucei brucei TREU927
Lineage: Eukaryota; Euglenozoa; Kinetoplastea; Trypanosomatida; Trypanosomatidae
Exons: 1
Coding region: 1-4221 (1406 amino acids)
Source: RefSeq, a predicted model, not a curated record